Messenger RNA from Nelumbo nucifera (sacred lotus), 480 nucleotides. NCBI's taxonomy places the organism in Eukaryota, Viridiplantae, Streptophyta, Magnoliopsida, Proteales, Nelumbonaceae. The record is from RefSeq and is a predicted model, not a curated record.
GCCUGUCGUGCCGUUACCCAUGCCAUGGUGGUGAAUUCUUCCAUUCACGCCUUGGCGACUCAGGUGGAGAUGAGCUCGAGGCAGGCGCGAGCUGCCGAAGAGGCUCGUCGUGCGGCCGAGGAAGCCGCUCGUGCUACUGAAGAGGCUGCUCGUGCUGCUGAAGAGACUGCUCGUGCUGUUGAAGAGACUGCUCGUUUUUCCCGGAUCAGGCAGGCGAGGUCUCAGAGAGACGCCGAGGCCAUGGGAGUGGUGGUGAAGCACAUGUGCAUAGAUGGGCUCACACUGAAAGACACCAUCGCUGCCAGUAUUUCAAGGGGAAAUCUGGUUUUCGGGGUGACGAACGAUGCAAACGGAACAUCGUCGGUGACAAUGUUCGCUAAUCCAUUCUGGACUGAGGUGGCGGUACUAUCCAAUCGAUUGAUGAUGAACGUGAAGCGGAUGCAGAAGCUGGUUGGGGUCCGUUUAGGAGUGGGUUGGUAA